UUAGUUUUUGCCGCGAAACAGCCGCACUGAGCAGCUUUGUCUCCGGCAGAUUACAGUCGGUUUAGUUUUUUCUUUUCAGUUAGAAAAACUCGUUUUUUCCGCUCAGCUUCUGUUCGUGUGUUUGAUCGCCGAGCUGAAUCAGAAUGUCAGGUUUUGACGACCCCGGAGUUUAUUACAGUGACAGCUUCGGAGGAGGAGAGGGACCCGGAGUGGAUGAAGGAGGACAGAAGAGGAUCCAGAUCAAGAAGAGGUUCAGGGAGUUCCUCCGGCAGUUCAGAGAGGGAACCGACCGAACCGGCUUCACGUAUAAAUACAGAGAUGAGCUGAAGAGACACUACACCCUGGGGGAGUACUGGGUGGAGGUGGAGAUGGAGGACCUUGCCAGCUUUGACGAGGAUCUGUCUGACUGUCUGUACAAGCUGCCUUCUGAGAACCUGCCUCUGCUGGAGGAAGCUGCGAAGGACGUAGCUGAUGAGGUGACUCGUCCUCGGCCUGUAGGCGAGGAGACCGUCCAGGACAUCCAGGUCAUGCUGAAGAGCGACGCACAUCACGCGUCCAUCCGCAACCUCAAGUCCGAGCAGGUGUCUCGUCUGGUGAAGGUUCACGGCAUCAUCAUCUCAGCCACGGCAGUCAAAGCCAAGGCCACCAAGGUGUGUCUUCAGUGUCGCGGCUGUCGCGCCAGCAUCAACAACGUCCCUCUGCCUCCAGGCCUGCAGGGUUACGCUCUGCCACGCAAGUGCAACAACGAGAAUGCGGGCAAGAUGAAGUGUCCCGUUGACCCCUACUUCAUCAUCCCGGACCGCUGCGUUUGUGUCGACUUCCAGACGCUCCGCCUUCAGGAGUCUCCGGAUGCCGUGCCACAUGGAGAGAUGCCGCGUCACCUGCAGCUUUACUGUGACAGGUAUCUGUGUGACCGUGUGGUCCCAGGCAACAGGGUGACCAUCAUGGGGAUCUACUCCAUCAAGAAGAUGGCUGCUGCUAAGGCCAAAGGCAAAGAGAAGGGCGUCGGCGUGGGCAUCCGGGCCUCCUACCUGAGAGUGGUCGGCAUCCAGGUGGACACAGAAGGAGCAGGCCGUGGUGCGACUGGAUCAGUGUCUCCACAGGAAGAGGAGGAGCUCAGAGGACUGGCUGCUUCACCUAAAGUCUACGAAUCUCUGGCCCACUCUGUAGCUCCCUCCAUCUACGGCAGUGACGACCUGAAAAAGGCCAUUACCUGUCUGCUGUUUGGAGGCUCGAGGAAAAGGCUACCCGAUGGUCUGACUCGUAGGGGCGACAUCAACCUGCUGAUGCUGGGGGAUCCUGGUACAGCCAAGUCUCAGCUGCUCAAGUUUGUGGAGAGAUGCUCGCCUAUCGGGGUUUAUACCUCCGGUAAGGGCAGCAGUGCGGCUGGUCUGACUGCUUCAGUGCUGAGGGACCCCAGCACCCGUGGGUUUGUCAUGGAGGGGGGAGCCAUGGUGCUGGCUGAUGGUGGAGUUGUGUGCAUUGAUGAGUUUGACAAGAUGAGAGAAGAUGACAGAGUAGCCAUCCAUGAAGCCAUGGAGCAGCAGACCAUCUCCAUCGCUAAGGCUGGCAUCACCACCACCCUGAACUCUCGCUGCUCUGUGCUCGCUGCUGCCAACUCCGUGUUCGGCCGCUGGGACGACACCAAGGGGGAGGACAACAUCGACUUCAUGCCCACCAUCCUGUCCCGUUUCGAUAUGAUCUUCAUCAUCAAAGACCAGCACGACCAGCAGAGAGACAUGACUCUGGCUCGCCACGUGAUGAACGUCCACCUGAGCGCUCAGACGCAGACGGAAGGUGUGGAGGGCGAGAUUCCUCUGGCCACUUUCAAGAAAUACAUUGCCUAUGCAAGAACUAAAUGUGGCCCUCGUCUCUCUGCGGCGGCUGCUGAGAAACUGAAAAACCGAUAUGUGGUGAUGAGAAGUGGAGCUCGAGAGCAUGAAAGAGAGACGGACAAAAGACCCUCCAUCCCCAUCACUGUCAGGCAGCUGGAGGCCGUCGUACGAAUCGCAGAGUCUCUGGCCAAGAUGAAGCUGCAGGCUGUGGCCGGAGAAGAAGAGGUCGAUGAAGCCCUCAGACUCUUCCAGGUUUCCACUUUAGACGCUGCACUGUCUGGAAGCCUCUCAGGAGUGGAGGGCUUCACCUCUCAGGAGGACCAGGAAAUGAUCGCUCGUGUGGAGAAGCAGCUGAAGAGACGCUUUGCUAUCGGAUCCCAGGUGUCUGAACACAGCAUCGUGCAGGACUUCACCAAGCAGAAAUAUCCGGAGCACGCCAUCUACAAAGUCCUCCACCUGAUGCUGAGGAGGGGCGAGCUUCAGCACCGCAUGCAGAGGAAGGUUCUCUACAGAGUCAAGUAGAGCAAGCCGCUCUAAUAAAAGCCCGUACUGUUGUUGAUGUAAAUAGUUUUUGUGCUGUUCCAUUUGCCGGCUGACAUCUUAGAAUAUUCCAUCUGGGCAGCAGCUGUCAGGUUCCAUGCGUCAGUAAAACGAUGUCACUGUUAAGAUGCUAUGAUGCUUUGUAUCGACUUAAAGAUGUUACUAAAUGUUUUGCAUAUUGUGUAAAGAAAUGAAUAAAAUGAAUAAAGAAAUAGAGAGUUGAA
This is a messenger RNA of Acanthochromis polyacanthus (spiny chromis), 2599 nucleotides long. RefSeq names its product minichromosome maintenance complex component 5 (gene mcm5). Bases 144 to 2357 code for a protein of 737 amino acids. NCBI's taxonomy places the organism in Eukaryota, Metazoa, Chordata, Actinopteri, Pomacentridae. Gene Ontology annotation, cellular component: MCM complex; nucleus. The record is from RefSeq and is a predicted model, not a curated record. Gene Ontology annotation, biological process: double-strand break repair via break-induced replication; DNA replication initiation; DNA replication. Gene Ontology annotation, molecular function: 3'-5' DNA helicase activity; single-stranded DNA binding; DNA replication origin binding. The transcript is spliced from 16 exons.